Molecule: messenger RNA, 710 nt
Organism: Anopheles coustani
Lineage: Eukaryota; Metazoa; Arthropoda; Insecta; Diptera; Culicidae
Product: NADH dehydrogenase [ubiquinone] 1 alpha subcomplex assembly factor 3
Exons: 2
Coding region: 71-640 (189 amino acids)
Biological process (GO): mitochondrial respiratory chain complex I assembly
Cellular component (GO): mitochondrial inner membrane
Source: RefSeq, a predicted model, not a curated record
UUACAAAAGGCCGUGCAACCCAGCUGGGCAGCGUUUUUCAAGUCCUUCACAACAAUAAUCUGUGAAAACUAUGAACGCCCUCCGCGGACUGAGCAAAUUUGCCCAACAAUCGUUACGAAGAAAUGUUUGUACAACAUUGGCCUGCCGGUCCACUUACGAAAGCGAUGGCAAAACCUCGGUUACCAUACUGAACAAGGAGGCGGAUGCCGGGCUGAUGAUCAAUUCCUACAGCCAAUUCGGAUUUCGCCUAAACAACGAUAUGGUCGUCAUAGGUCCAAUGGCUAUUUUUUCCCGGACCGUGCUCUCCUGGAACGUGGAGAGCCACGAAGAUAUCAACGAUGAGUCGCUUAGUUUGUUCUGUGCCAUUGAGCCAAAAAUCGACGUUUUAGUCGUAGGAAUCGGUGACCAUACUAUCACGCCAUCAUUUUCGAAAAAGAUUAUCGAUUUUAUGAAAAGGUACCGCAUUAAUGUGGAGGUUCUCGGCACGGAGCAAGCUUGUUCGACUUUCAAUUUUUUGAACGCUGAGAAUCGGGUCGUCGCUGCCGCAUUGAUACCCCCAAUCACGAUGCGAGUGAAUGAGGAUGACCUUAUGCAGAAACAGAUAGCAAUAAGCAGAACGUUUGAAGUUUCCGAUAAAUAAAUCGACUAACAUGUAAUGUAGCACAGGAUAAGGUACUGUACAUAAUAAAUUUGAACUUUGUUAAAGUGUA